This is a messenger RNA of Musca domestica (house fly), 1401 nucleotides long. RefSeq names its product apical junction molecule-like. The transcript is spliced from 3 exons. Lineage: Eukaryota; Metazoa; Arthropoda; Insecta; Diptera; Muscidae. The coding region runs from base 1 to 1401 and encodes 466 amino acids. The record is from RefSeq and is a predicted model, not a curated record.
AUGCCUAGAUUACGUAAACAAUCAUCUUUGCAACGCCAAAGGCUAUCGACAAAUCGUGUAAAUGAAUUCCGCGAACGCAAUCCAUCUGACAGGCUUAGAAAUGCUAUAUCUAUAGCAGCAAGGAGGCAAGAUGUCAAUUUCCGGGAAGAAGAACGGGAAAGAGAUCGAGUUUCUCGCCAAUUGAGGAGACAUAACUCAUUUAACCGAAGAGUUGAACAAAUAGCUUGUCGUCAGGACGAAACAUACAGAUUGUCUGAGCAGCAGAGGAAUACCGCACAACGCUCUGUUCGUCGGGAAGAUGUUUCUCAAAGACAAGUUGAACGCGAUAGAGAUGCAAUAAGCCAUCGAGUGUAUCGCCAUGAUGAAGUUUAUAGACAGUUAGAGCGAGAGAGGGAUGCGUUAAAUCACGAAGUUCGCCGUCAGGACGAAGUAUCUAGACAAUUCGAACGAGAAAGAGAUUCUCUAAACCACCAAGUUCGUUGGCAGAACGAAGGACGUAAUGAGAACUACAGACAAAUAGAACGUGAAAUGGACUCACAACGUCGCAAUGUGCAAAGACGCGAUAUAACAUAUCGCACAAUCGAACAAGUUCGUAACACUCAACAACGUCGCGAAGCGCGACAAAAUGCUAGUCUUGAAUCUCAAGAGCAGAAUAGGAUUAGAAAUUGUCGUGUGCUAAUCCAUCGGAUGAAUCCUUACAAUCGUGAGGAAGAAAAUAACCAUCAGUCCGAGAGAAAUGCUGUCAUUAGACAGAACCUUUCGCCAGAAUCCCGCAGGGAAAUGUUACAAGCAGACUCCAUAAGACAUAGGUCACGACAAUUGCGCGAGUUCUACGAAUUAAUCAGAAAGGGAUACAAUCGCCAAUGUGCUGUGAGAGGUGCUGUUACAGAUACAACUGUAAACGUACUUCCGCGAGCAGUCAAUCAAACUGAAGUUGUGCAGGUUCACAUUAAACGUAGAUUGCAAUACGAACACAGUUUCAUGACAGAAACCAUAAGACCAGCAAAGAUUUUCGAAGCCGCAAGAUAUCUAAUAAAUACAGAACUCUACAGAAAGCACAACAUAGUUCUUUCUAAUGAGUGGCUAAAUAGCAUGAAUUGUACAGAAGAAUGUCCCUUUGUUUCUAAUGUGGAAGAUUUAGAGUUUGUAUCCCGAUUAAGUAAUACUAAUUUCAUACAGGAUGAUGUUGAAGAAGUAAAUCCACAAGAACCAUUAUUAGACAAUAAUCCUGUCGAAAAUGUACCAUUGCAGAGAAUUUCCAUUGCUCCUGGUGAGGGACAACGACCAUUAGACAUGCUUUUGGAUGAGGACUCUGAGGAACUGUCCUAUCCUAUAAUAUACUGCGGUGUAAAAAGAAAUUGCAAUGCUACAAUUGGUAAAAUUAUUAAGUCCGAGGUUUGA